Messenger RNA from Podarcis muralis (Common wall lizard), 936 nucleotides. RefSeq names its product olfactory receptor 5AP2-like. Gene Ontology annotation, cellular component: membrane. Gene Ontology annotation, biological process: G protein-coupled receptor signaling pathway. Lineage: Eukaryota; Metazoa; Chordata; Lepidosauria; Squamata; Lacertidae. Gene Ontology annotation, molecular function: G protein-coupled receptor activity; olfactory receptor activity. The record is from RefSeq and is a predicted model, not a curated record.
AUGUCUCUGGAGAAUCACACCACAAUCACUGAAUUCAUUUUUCUAGGAGUCACAAACCGAACAGACCUGCAAUUGCCCCUCUUUAUCCUGUUCCUUAUUGUCUAUAUUGCCACCAUAGUAGAAAAUCUGGGCAUGAUCUUUCUGAUAAGGAGUGACUCACAGCUUCACACUCCCAUGUAUUUCUUCCUCAGCCACUUGGCUUUUGUGGAUCUCUGUUAUUCUUCCACCAUCACCCCCAAAAUGUUGGUAGAUCUCUUGUCAGAGAGAAAGAGCAUUGGGGUUUCAGGCUGUGCAACCCAGAUGUUUCUCUUUGUUGUAUUUGGGAUUACUGAGUGCCUCCUGCUAGCUGGAAUGGCCUAUGACCGUUAUGCGGCAAUCUGCAACCCCUUGCUCUAUUCAGUUAUUAUGUCUGAGGAAAGGUGUGCCUGGCUCGUUGCUUGUUCAUAUGGAGUUGGACUGUUCCAUUCAAUUACCCACACCACAUUCACUUUUACUUUGUCCUUCUGCAGAGCAAAUAAAAUAAAUCAUUUCUUCUGUGAUAUUCCUCCACUUCUCCAGCUUUCUUGCUCUGAUACCCACAUAUAUGAGAUGGUGAUCUUUGCUUUGGUUAGUGUAAAUUGUGUGACCACCACAAUGACCAUUGGUAUUUCCUAUAUUUGCAUACUCGUUACGGUUUUGAAGAUACGCUCCCCAGAGGGCAGACACAAAACCUUUUCCACCUGCACCUCCCACUUGAUGGUUGUUACACUGUUCUAUGGGACAAUUUUCUUCAUGUAUCUCCGACCCAGCUCUGCAUACAGCCUGGAUCAAGACAAGGUCGCCUCCGUGUUCUACACAGUGAUGAUCCCUAUGUUGAACCCCUUGAUCUAUGCCCUGAGGAACAAGGAGGUUAAAUGUGCCCUCCAACGAGCGAUUGAGAGGAUGUUAUCACUGUGA